CUUCCGCCUUUCUCCUUCCUCCUUUCAUAACGCAAAAUUCCCUUUUCCCUUCCCUUCUCUCGUUUGGCUUUCUUCUUUUCCAAUUCCUGGCAAAAUGCGGAUGAGCUGUAAUGGCUGUCGGGUCCUCCGUAAAGGAUGUAGCGAGAAUUGUAGUAUCAGACCUUGCUUGCAGUGGAUCAAAAGCCCGGAGUCCCAAGCGAACGCCACCGUUUUUCUCGCCAAGUUCUAUGGCCGGGCUGGACUCAUGAACCUCAUCAACGCCGGCCCUGAACACCUCCGCCCUGCGAUCUUUCGGUCAUUGUUGUACGAGGCUUGUGGGCGGAUAGUGAACCCGAUUUAUGGAUCAGUCGGGUUGUUGUGGUCCGGGAACUGGCAACUCUGUCAAGCUGCCGUUGAAGCAGUGCUGAAAGGUGCGCCGAUCACACCGAUUGCGUCUGAAGCGGCGGCUAACGGCCAAGGUCCGCCGCUUAAGGCAUACGACAUUCGUCACGUCUCAAAAGAUGAGAACUCCGCCGCCUCAAACGAUCAUAACCAGGUCAAGACUCGGUGCCGGGUCAAGCGGGCCGUCAAGCAGAAGGCUCACAAGCCCGUCGAUGACUCGGUCGAAUUAAAUCGCUCAACGAGUCACGAGUCGUCGCUGAGUCACCAGUCCGAUGUAGCCGCCGUGGACGGAGAUAGCAAAGAGACGGACAGCAUGAUCUCUGUGGAAACCGGCGAGGCAUCGCUCCUGUUCCCAGCCGAGCCGGAGUUUGGGACAAAGCCAAAAGAAAGAGCACGCGAUGAGGCUGAGGUUGAGGUUGGAUUGGAGCUGACGCUGGGGCUUGAGCCGGUGGCCUUACGGGCGGAUCACGUGGUGGUGCCUGUGAAGAAAAGGAGGGUGGAGGGUUACGGCACGCGCGAGGACGGCAGGUGUAAGGUGGAGCUGGGGCUAGAUUACCCGGCUUGAGUUGUGAAGCCCGAGCAAACUUUGGGUCCAGUUUUGGCGGCUCAUUCGGCUCUGUUAAUUUCAUAGAAGAGUAGUUUUUGACUCUUCCUCCUUUUUUUUUUUUUUUUUUGGGUUUUGUGUUUUUCCCUUUAUGAACAGCAAGGUGUACAAAUGUUGUUUUACAUCAAUAGACUAGGUAAAUUUAU
Messenger RNA from Rubroshorea leprosula, 1131 nucleotides. NCBI's taxonomy places the organism in Eukaryota, Viridiplantae, Streptophyta, Magnoliopsida, Malvales, Dipterocarpaceae. The record is from the annotation of a GenBank genome assembly.